Molecule: messenger RNA, 2198 nt
Organism: Solea solea (common sole)
Lineage: Eukaryota; Metazoa; Chordata; Actinopteri; Pleuronectiformes; Soleidae
Gene: tpm2
Product: tropomyosin 2 (beta)
Exons: 9
Coding region: 148-1002 (284 amino acids)
Biological process (GO): actin filament organization; muscle contraction
Cellular component (GO): actin filament
Molecular function (GO): actin filament binding
Source: RefSeq, a predicted model, not a curated record
UGCGCCUCGGUUUCUAUUCCGACCUGUCCUCGCGCCGCUCUCACAGGAGCCUCAGUCCAGAGCCGCCGUCCCCCCGUCUGUGUCCGGAUCUGCCGAGUCCCUUUUACCCGCUGCUGCUGCUGCCGAGAGCCCCGACAAACAGGAACCAUGGAGGCCAUCAAGAAGAAGAUGCAGAUGCUGAAGCUCGACAAGGAGAACGCGAUUGACCGGGCAGAGCAGGCUGAGGUCGACAAGAAGGGAGCAGAGGACAAAUGCAAACAGCUGGAGGAAGAGCUGCUGGGUCUGCAGAAGAAGCUGAAAGGCGUGGAGGAUGAGCUGGACAAAUACUCCGAGUCGCUGAAGGACGCCCAGGAGAAACUGGAGCAGGCAGAGAAAAAGGCCACAGACGCCGAGGCAGAGGUGGCGUCUCUGAACAGGCGCAUCCAGCUGGUGGAGGAGGAGUUGGACAGAGCUCAGGAGAGACUGGCAACUGCUCUGCAGAAGCUGGAGGAGGCGGAGAAAGCAGCAGACGAGAGUGAGAGAGGAAUGAAGGUCAUAGAGAACAGAGCGACCAAGGACGAGGAGAAGAUGGAGAUCCAGGAGAUGCAGCUGAAGGAGGCCAAACACAUCGCAGAGGAGGCCGACCGCAAAUAUGAGGAAGUCGCACGUAAGCUGGUGAUCCUUGAGGGCGACCUGGAGCGUUCAGAGGAGCGAGCUGAGGUGGCUGAGGCUAAAUCAGGUGACCUUGAGGAAGAGUUGAAAAAUGUCACCAACAACUUGAAGUCACUGGAAGCCCAGGCUGAGAAGUACUCGCAGAAGGAGGACAAAUACGAGGAAGAAAUCAGAGUUCUCACAGACAAACUGAAAGAGGCUGAGACUCGUGCUGAGUUUGCAGAGAGAUCUGUGGCCAAGCUGGAGAAGACCAUCGACGACCUGGAAGAGAAUCUGGCCCAGGCCAAAGAGGAGAACCUGGACAUGCACCAGGUGUUGGACCAAACUCUUCAGGAGCUCAACAAUCUAUAGAGACACAUACAGACCUGACUGACGGAGCACAACAACAAAGAAAAUACAAUUUAAAAAUAAAAAGUUUUCUUUAUAAACUCCCAGCACUCCUACAGUACAUAUACAGUUAGUGUAAAAUCAGUUUAAAACGCUCAAACUAAACUAAACAUCGUAGAAACACUGAAAACAACAAAACCUCAACGACCAGUAGAACAAACUAAUAUUUGUUGCCUUUAAAUGGUGUUUACGAGAGUUUACCGCCUCCCUCGCGUUUCAAAAGUGGAUAGUAAGUUGAUUUGUGUGUAUGUUUAAUUUGUACGAGGAAAUGUUUUCCAAGGACCAAAAAUGUUUUGUUUCUCCGCAUCGUCAUUCCUGUGCGUUACUCGUGCGCUAGCCAGUGUUUCUGUUGCCAAGCAACGGUGUUCUCUCACAACUUCACCAUUUCAACGCCAAGUAUGUCGCAGACAAAAAAUCCAGAAAAUGUCAUCAAUUGACCAAUUGAUUAAUUUCAGGUAUUUUAAGUGUAAAAUAGUGAAUUUUUGACAUGUUGUUGCUUUAAUUGAAAAUACAGUGUAAACAUUUGAAUAAAGUUAUUUAUAACAAGUAAAAAUAAGUGAUAAUAAAUUUAAGUUUACUUUGUUUGACAGUACAUUGGCAAAGCAAAUGUGUUUAUAUAGCAGUAUUCAUACACAAGGCAACUCAAAGUUUAGAAAGCAUAGAAAUACACAAGAAUAAAAUUAGAAAUUAAAAUAGUCAUUAAAAUCAUGAGAGACAACAGUGAUUUGCCAUAGAAAAUGUGCAUUUUAAAGACAAGAAUGAAUCAAUAACUAAGAUGAUUAUUUAAGAAUUUAAGAAAAAGGCCUGAUUUAAAUAAGAGUGACAGUCUGAGCUCAGACCUCAGAAGAACAGAACGCUGCUUCACUUUGUUUGGUUCUGUAUGUGGGAAACACUCAGAAAACUUGUUCCUGAUGAUCUUAGGGCUCUGGAUGCUUCAUAGGGAACUAAUAAGUCUUUACAUUUUCAAAUGUAUCCUUUGACUCACGGGAAGCCAGUGUAGAGACCUGAUGACUGGUCUGGCGUGAUUAGUCAGGUUGUAAACACCAUUUAAAGGCAGCCGUGUUGAAAGUUGACAUGAAUGAUGUGCUGGGAGCUGUAACCUUGAUUUUAACAUGGAAGAAAAAAUCUUUCUGAAAUAAUAAACUUCAUUCCAACAUGUA